Molecule: messenger RNA, 1026 nt
Organism: Papaver somniferum (opium poppy)
Lineage: Eukaryota; Viridiplantae; Streptophyta; Magnoliopsida; Ranunculales; Papaveraceae
Product: non-structural maintenance of chromosomes element 4 homolog A-like
Exons: 3
Coding region: 1-1026 (341 amino acids)
Biological process (GO): DNA repair
Cellular component (GO): Smc5-Smc6 complex; nucleus
Source: RefSeq, a predicted model, not a curated record
AUGGUUACGGUCAAAAAAGAUUUUUCUCUUCAGAGUUCUAGGACUGAUGAUUUCUGGUCAAAAUUUCAUAGUCUGCAUAACCUGAUUCAAGAGGAGAGUGAAAAUAUUGGUCUUUCUGAUAAGUUCAGUCUAAUUCUCGGGGAACUAGAACAACUGCAUCAAUUAGCUACGACUCCAAGACAACAGGUAAUCGAUGCUAAAGUUCUGUCGGAUUUUGUUUGUAAACUAUCUUUAUCUAUCAAGACUUUCAGGAACAAAACUAGUCCUACUGAUUUCAUAACGUGUAUGCUUCACAAAUACGGUGAAAAGAAUAACUCAAAUCAAUCCAGAUCAUUGAAGUGGAAAGAAAUUGGUAAAGAUAUAUGUGAUAUAUUCGGUCACGUGUCUUUAUGUUCUAUUACCAUGGUUGUUGAACCAAAUAAGAAGAGGAUGGUUUCGAAGAAACGUAUGAAAUCCAUAAUGGAAGUUGACUAUCCAGAAGAUCUUGACGGCAGCGCAUUAGUGGAGAAGACAGAAACUAUUAAGAAUAUUCAUACUAUGUUUGAGGUUUUGAAGACGAGGAAGAAAUCGGUUAAGUUCGAAAAUGUUAUUCUGAACAAAAAUUCGUUUGGGCAGACAACAAAAAAUUUAUUUGCGCUUUCUUUUUUGGUAAGCAUGGGUAGAGCUGAAAUUAAAGGAGAUGAUGAUGGUCAUCUGGUGGUCUCGUUAAGAAAUGCACCAAACUCAAAUUUAAUAAAAUGCAGGGAAGUUCAGUGCAAGCAUUUUAUACAUGUGCUUGGUUACGAGGACUGGAAUAUGAUGAAAGAUUUAGUUGGUGUUGGGGAUGAGGUUAUGCCACAUCGCAACUCAGAUAACAUCGAAGGUGACCUCUCUGCUGAGAAACUGUGUAUUGAGGUUACUGUAGCUGGAAAGAUUGCUUACAUCUCUGAGGAGCUGUGUAUUGGAUGUGGUAUCUGUGUCAAGGUACUGCUAUUAGUUGCAGCUGCAGUUAUUGGAUCUGGUGGCAGUAAUGUAGUUAAUGGGUAG